Papaver somniferum (opium poppy) is the source of this 4085-nucleotide messenger RNA. Its product is annotated as phospholipase D zeta 1-like. Gene Ontology annotation, molecular function: phosphatidylinositol binding; D-type glycerophospholipase activity. Lineage: Eukaryota; Viridiplantae; Streptophyta; Magnoliopsida; Ranunculales; Papaveraceae. Gene Ontology annotation, cellular component: plasma membrane. Gene Ontology annotation, biological process: intracellular signal transduction; phospholipid catabolic process; phosphatidic acid biosynthetic process. Bases 232 to 3465 code for a protein of 1077 amino acids. The transcript is spliced from 20 exons. The record is from RefSeq and is a predicted model, not a curated record.
GUAAAAGCAUAUAUUUUCAAGCAAAAAGCGUCACCUUUUUUCAUGGAAACUAAUCAUUUCACCUCACCCUCCAGCAAUGCUGACCAAACCAAAUCCAAUUUCUUAGAACUCUGCAAAUCCAGUUUCUUAGAAUUCUACAAAAAUCCAAAAACUUUCAUUCUGUAGUAUAAACUUUUACAGGAAUUCAAAAUUUUAGCAUUUUAGUGUUCUUCUGCAUUGGUGUUCGACAAAAUGUCUUUGGAAGAACAGUUAAUAAAAUCUGGGUUCGUCGACUCACAAUCUGAACCUCUGAAUCCAUCGUCGUCAUUGUCAUCCACUAAUCAAAUUUGUAGUUCUCCGGAUACUACUUACCGCAUUUUCGAAGAAUUACCCAAGGCAACGGUUAUUUCAGUCACGCGCCCUGAUGCCAUCGAUUUUAGUCUCAGAGUUCUUUCGUAUACCAUUGAAUUUCAGUAUAAAGAGUUUAAUUGGAUAUUACAAAAGAAAGCUUCACAACUUAUCUACUUACAUCUACGGUUAAAGAAACGUGCAAUUAUCGAGGAGUUUCAUGACAAACAAGAGCAGGUUAAAGAAUGGCUUCACUGCCUAGGAAUAGGAGAUUAUCACCCAACAGUCAUACAAGAUGAUGAUGAAGCUGACGACGAGAAUUUUCAUUUACAUCAUAAAGAAACCACUAAAAGCAGUUAUGUUCCGUCUCGUGCUGCUUUACCUUUUAUUACACCAGCUUUAGGAAGGCAAAAAUAUGUCAUGGAGAGAGCGAAGGUGGCCAUGCAAGAGUAUCUGAAUCACUUUCUUGGGAAUAUGGAUAUUGUCAACUCGAGAGAGGUAUGCAAUUUCUUGGAAGUUUCAAAAUUAUCAUUUGCUCCUGAGUAUGGACCUAAGUUAAAAGAAGGUUAUGUCAUGGUGAACCACCCAACAAAGAUUCCAAUGGAAGAGGAUGUUGCAGGAUGUUGUAUGGGUAAUUGGUUUAACUUUUGUAGUGGCAACUGGCAAAAGGUGUGGGCUGUACUGAAACCCGGGUUCCUGGCCUUGCUCGAGGAUCCUUUUGAUACACAACUCUUAGAUAUCGUUCUGUUCGAUGUAUUACCAACUUCAAAUGAAAAAGGAGAAAGCCAUGUUUCUUUAGUAAAAGAAUCUGUUGAGAGCAGCCUUUUGCAUUAUUCAUUUCUGGUGUCUUCGGGUAGCCAGAGUCUGAAUUUAAGAACUAGAACUAAAGCUAAAGUUAGAGAAUGGGUCACUGCAAUUAGCGACGCUGGAUUAGGAGCACCUGAGGGAUGGUGUUAUCCUCAACGUUUCGGUUCUUUUGCUCCACCUAGGGGUUUAACUGAAGAUGCUAGCCAGGCUCAGUGGUUUGUAGAUGGAAAAGCUGCAUUCGAAGCCAUCGCUCUAGCAAUAGAGGAAGCAAAAUCUGAGAUAUUUAUUACGGACUGGUGGUUGUGCCCAGAAUUGUAUCUUCGACGCCCUUUUAAUGCUUGUGCUUCCUCUCGGCUUGACUUUCUACUUGAAGCCAAAGCUAAACAAGGGGUUAAGAUUUACAUUCUUCUUUACAAGGAAGUUCCUAUUGUCUCAAACAUCAACAGUGCAGUUUGUAAGCAAAAGCUUCUCAGCAUUCACGAAAACGUGACAGUGUUGCGUUAUCCUGACCAUAUCUCAACCGGCAUUUACCUGUGGUCACACCAUGAAAAGCUUGUGAUUAUUGAUUACCGAAUUUGUUUCAUUGGAGGACUUGAUUUAUGUUUUGGUCGGUACGACAACUUUGAACAUAAAGUAGGUGAUUUCCCUGCGACCAUAUGGCCUGGCAAGGACUAUUAUAACCCGAGAGAAUCUCAACCAAAUUCUUGGGAAGAUACCAUGACAGAUGAACUAGAACGCGGUACGUGCCCCCGUAUGCCAUGGCAUGAUGUCCACUGUGCUCUUUGGGGUCCACCUUGCCUUGAUAUUGCAAGACAUUUUGUUCUACGCUGGAACCUUGCAAAGAGAAAUAAAGCGCAAAACCUGGAUACAAUUCCUCUACUUAUUCCUAGGCAUUACAUGGAAAGAAGCACAAAAAUUGAAUGUGAAAGUAAGAGCAAUGAACACGGUCGUACAGACAGUAUCAAACAGAAUUCUUUUUCGUCAUUGUCGCCAUUAGAGGACAUGCCAUUACUAUUUCCUGCAGAAGGUUAUGAACUGGAUGCAGAAAAAAAAGACCCAAACGUAAAUGGCUUCAAUAAAACUCAAGUUCUUACUAUCAGUCGAAGUUUUUCGGCCCCUUCCCCUGAUUCCAAGGCUAAGCCAAGCCAAUCAGGUAUACAAUAUCUAGAUGAAUGGUGGGGAACACAGGAAAGGGGUGAUCAGGUUGUUUCCUCUUAUGAAGCUCGACAAGUUGGCCCUCGCACUUCUUGUCAUUGUCAGGUUAUUAGAAGUGUCAGCCAAUGGUCUGCUGGAACAAGCCAAACUGAAGAUAGCAUUCACAAUGCUUAUUGCUCUCUUAUUGAACAAGCAGAACACUAUAUCUACAUUGAGAACCAAUUUUUCAUUUCAGGUCUUUCACAAGAUGAGAUGAUAAAAAACCGCGUCUUAGAAGCAUUUUACAAGCGUAUUAUACGAGCAGACAAGGAACAGAAGUGUUUUAGAGUUAUUAUUGUCAUACCACUUUUACCGGACUUCGAGGGGGGACUGGAUGGUAGUGGUUCAGCAUCUGCUAGAGCACUAAUUCAUUGGCAGUAUCGAACCAUUUGCAGAGGAAGGCAUUCGAUAUUGCAAAACCUAUAUGAGGUGCUUGGUCCUAGAACACAUGACUACAUUUCUUUUUACAGUCUCAGAAACUAUGGUAGACUCCGUGACGAUGGUCCUCUUGUUACCAAUCAGGUGUAUGUUCAUAGCAAAAUAAUGAUAAUUGAUGACCGGACGGCCUUGAUUGGUUCAUCAAAUAUUAAUGAUAGGAGUUUGCUUGGAUCAAGAGAUUCCGAGAUUGGUAUAGUUAUUGAAGACAAGGAAUUUGUUGAUUCAUCCAUGAAUGGAAAACCUUGGAAGGCUGGUAAAUUUUGUUUUAGUCUUCGCCUUUCGCUAUGGUCGGAACACCUUGGUCUUUGUGAUAAUGAGAUAAGCAAAAUUAAUGACCUUGUGGCUGACAAAACUUACACAGAUAUUUGGAUGACUACUGCUAAGACAAAUACCGAUAUCUACCAAGACAUCUUUGCAUGCAUUCCCAAUGAUCAUUUACACUCGAGAUCUGAGGUCAGACAAAGCAUGGCAUACUGGAAAGAGAAACUAGGUCAUACUACAAAUGAUUUAGGUGUGGCUUCACAAAAGAUAGAGGCGCAUCCCAGAGGAGAUAGCAGAUUUACAGAUCCCAUGGAAAAGUUAAAAUCGAUAAGAGGACAUCUUGUUUUAUUUCCAUUGGAAUUUAUGUGUCAAGAAGAAGACUUGAGACCUAUGUUCAAUCACACUGAGUUCUAUGUAAAGCCUCAGGUCUAUCAUUAACAAUGAUCCAUCCGUGCCAGGACAUGAUUCUGUACUCGCACAGUUGAUCAUUGCUCUUUUUCAUUCAUGUGGAGGCUGUAGGUUCGAGGCUCUUUGCUGGUGAGACAACUGAUGACACAAGGCAUUUCGAAGUUCUUUGUUGUGCUUCACUAUGUGAUGUGCCGAGAUUUAUACAGUGCUAACUCUUUAGCGCUGGGCGUGGGAUCCAGCAUAACCAAAGUUCCCCUGAUGGUUGUUGAGUCUCAGAUAGUUGUCCAAAUGUCUGUUUAUCUACAUCGUUUGGCAAAAGCUUUCUUAACGCCAAGUUGUCACCGGUCACUAAGACGAGCAAAUUAUGGAAGUGCUUUCAAGUAUUCACGGGUGACCGAACAUCCUGGCACUGGCAUCUCGCCAGUUGAUGUGCAUUGCCAUCAGUGGUGCUGCACAAUUUCCAUUUCCAGAAAGGCUUGGCUGUUGAGUGGCGCAUUUCUAAAAUGGUGUGUUGGGAAAAAAAUCAUCAUCGAGGAUAUCAAGAAAAUAUGUGAUAGCUUCACCUUACUAAUUGGUUUCAUGUACAAGAAUGGCUAACUGUACAGAAUAUUUAGAGAACUUAAGAAUGAGAUUUAUGUUUCUUGUCUGCA